CUGUUCCGCGGCAGCCUGGUGUACCUGCCCCUCCUGCUGCUAGCCCUGGCUAUCCACCGCCGCCCCAACACCCACGAACUCGACGCCGCUGCGGUGGAGGCGCUCCUGGCCGAUCAGUGGGCUGCCGCGCGCGCGCGCGUCGCGUCGCUGCGCGCCGCGGCGGCGUCGGCGGCGCCAGACGUGCGGCUGCGGAGCGUGGAGGAGCGGCUGGGGUGGAUUGAGGAGCUGAGGUGGCAGCUGAGGCAGAUGCGGCCGGAGGUCAGGUGCCCGUCGCGCGCGCUGGCAGAGGAUAGCGAGGGCGGCGACAAUCUUCAGCGGCAGCAGCAGCAGCAGCAGCAGCUGCAGCAGCAGCAGCAGCAGGAGCAGCAGGAGGAGGAGGAAUCGGUUGAGGGGGCUGCCGGCAGUAGGAUCGGCGGUGGCGACGGCGGGGCUUAA
Monoraphidium neglectum is the source of this 435-nucleotide messenger RNA. RefSeq lists its product as hypothetical. The record is from RefSeq and is a predicted model, not a curated record. Lineage: Eukaryota; Viridiplantae; Chlorophyta; Chlorophyceae; Sphaeropleales; Selenastraceae. The annotation marks the transcript as partial. The transcript has a single exon.